CCUUCUUUUCCCCUAUAAAUAUAAGCCCGCCUUCCUUCUCUCAAUUCCCUCAUUUCUCAUUUCUCCCUCCACUGCGCCGUUGACGCCACCGUUUAAAAUGGCGUCCGUCGCUCUCACCUCCUCCUGCUCCCUUGGCUUCUCACGUAUCAAAUCACGUGCUCUCCCUCACAGAUCCGGCCCGAGCCCCGUCUUUCCUCAUCCGGUUCUCUCAAAAUCCAGCUCAAGCAAUCCCAGCUUCAUUAAACCGUUAAGUCUCACUCCAAUUAUUUCUAAUAACAGAAUCCAUAAAAGCCACCGGAAAUUAACUGUCAAAGCGGCGGCAUCAACGCCGACCGCUGUCACUCCUCCGCCGCAGCAACCAUGGCAAGGCGCAGCCUUAAAGCCACUAAUGGCGUCAAUCGCGACAGGUGUCAUCCUCUGGUUUGUCCCCGUCCCAUCCGGAGUCUCCCGCAACGCAUGGCAACUACUUUCCAUUUUCCUCGCCACAAUCGUUGGCAUCAUCACUCAACCAUUGCCACUCGGCGCCGUGGCUUUACUUGGACUCGGUGCUUCCGUUUUCACCAAAACCCUAACCUUCUCCGCUGCUUUCUCCGCCUUCGGUGAUCCCAUCCCUUGGCUCAUCGCACUCGCUUUCUUUUUCGCUCGCGGAUUCAUCAAAACCGGUCUCGGUAAUCGAAUCGCUUACCAAUUUGUUUCCUUGUUCGGAUCUUCCUCUUUAGGUUUAGGCUACAGUUUAGUUUUCAGUGAAGCUUUAUUAGCACCGGCGAUACCGUCCGUGUCCGCACGCGCCGGAGGAAUUUUCCUCCCUUUAGUCAAAUCUCUCUGUGUUGCAUGUGGUAGUAACACGGGGGAUGGAACAGAGAACAAAUUAGGAUCGUGGUUAAUGCUAACGUGUUUUCAAACGUCUGCCAUUUCUUCUUCGAUGUUUUUAACAGCAAUGGCGGCCAAUCCAUUAAGUGCUAAUUUAGCUUUCAAUACAAUUAAACAGCAAAUAGGAUGGACUGAUUGGGCUAAGGCGGCAAUCGUGCCAGGUUUAGUUUCAUUGCUUCUUGUGCCGUUGAUUUUGUAUGUGAUUUAUCCUCCAACGGUGAAGAGUAGUCCCGACGCGCCAAAGCUUGCUAGGGAGAAAUUGGAGAAGAUGGGACCGAUGUCCAAGAAUGAGAUUAUUAUGGCUGGGACUCUGCUUCUAACGGUGGGGCUCUGGAUUUUUGGAGGGAUGUUAAAUGUGGAUGCUGUUACUGCUGCCAUUCUUGGGUUAUCUGUCCUACUUGUGACUGGGGUGGUCACAUGGAAGGAGUGUCUAGCUGAAUCAGUUGCAUGGGAUACACUUACAUGGUUUGCUGCACUCAUUGCGAUGGCUGGGUAUCUCAACAAAUAUGGCCUCAUCUCAUGGUUUAGUGGAACUGUUGUCAAGGUGGUGGGUGGAUUAGGUCUUUCAUGGCAAUUGUCAUUUGGUAUUCUGGUUCUUCUCUAUUUCUACUCCCACUACUUCUUUGCCAGUGGAGCUGCUCAUAUUGGUGCCAUGUUUACUGCCUUCUUGUCUGUGGCUAGUGCUUUGGGCACUCCACCAUAUUUGGGAGCCCUUGUUCUCUCAUUUCUCUCAAACCUCAUGGGUGGCAUUACCCAUUAUGGCAUUGGAUCUGCACCGGUUUUCUAUGGUGCUGGCUAUGUACCACUAGCCACAUGGUGGGGUUAUGGUUUCCUGAUAUCUGUUGUCAAUAUUAUUAUCUGGCUCGGGGUUGGAGGCAUCUGGUGGAAGGCCAUCGGCUUGUGGUAAAGUGGGCGGUCAUAAAAAGUUUGCAGACAUCAAGCUAGAAUAUAUCUGAUUUUUGGUUCACCCUAACGUGCAGUCUACAAUUUCUCCUUCACUUCCAAAGCAGGUUAAAUUUUUGUCUUCGAUUCUUUACAUUGCAAAUAAUCUUUUUGGUGGGGGUUUGGUUGAGACCCUAUGGUUGGAAAAGUUUUAUAUUAUAUUAUAUUUUAUAUAUAUAUAUUUGAGUUUGAGGUCUACUUAGAGCAGAAAUUACAUAUUGUACAACAAAUUUUGACAAUGGCAUUUAUAUGAGAUUAUGGACAUGAUAAUUAUUUGAAUGUCGUCAAAAUUUAACACUGAAUUUUUUGCUGACAA
Theobroma cacao (cacao) is the source of this 2128-nucleotide messenger RNA. It is a transcript of the gene DIT1, whose product is annotated as dicarboxylate transporter 1. Gene Ontology annotation, molecular function: transmembrane transporter activity. The record is from RefSeq and is a predicted model, not a curated record. Gene Ontology annotation, cellular component: membrane. Gene Ontology annotation, biological process: transmembrane transport. Lineage: Eukaryota; Viridiplantae; Streptophyta; Magnoliopsida; Malvales; Malvaceae.